AUGGAGGAACCCCAGGAGCCGAAAGAGCAUGCCAUCGCCACAGCUCCAUAUAGCCACAGGCCCCCCAGUCCUCCCUAUAUACCCAUUCCCAUGACAUUUGCUAAAGGCGACGCUACUUGCGCCUUUACCCCCUCAUUCAACAAUGUCGAUGCCAUGCACCUUACGAGCGAGGAUCUCAGAAUCAUAACUCGGGACAAGACACAGACUGCCACAGACAGGUCAGUUGGCUGGAACUACGAGGCUCGACGAAAGGCACAGACGCUCCUGGACUUCCUAUAUCUCGGUCCGUUAUCUGUUGCUCGCGACGAAGCUUGGCUUGCCAAGGAGGGAAUCACCAUGGUCAUUGUUACACGACAUGCCAGGGUGGCUCAAGCUCGACUGAUGAGUGUCGACAAGGUAGCGCAGAAGCUCGGCAUACAAGUCGAAUAUUUAGACGUCUUGGACAACUCUGAAUUGAUCCGUGGCUUCCCAGAGGUGGUGAGGAAAAUCAAUGGGCAUCUGAUCGACGUGUAUCGCAGUCAAGUUGUGGGUGCGCAGGAAGGCCGGAUGGCAGUCGAUGAUGAAAGCUUCAGGAGUGGCAAGAUUCUCCUUGUUUGCGAAACAGGAAACGACCGGUCAGCUUUCGUUGCUGCAGCUUACAUCAUGACCAUGUACGGAAAGGAUAUGAUCUCAUCCGUGCAAUUUGUCUCCAUGCAACGAUUCUCCGCCAACUUCGACGAGGAUGGGAAGAGGAUGCUACAAGCAUACGAAGACAUCCUCAAUGCCCAAAGAAGUGUCUCUAGUGUGACCAGAGAUGUUCCUCGAGCCGGCCAGUCGCAAGGACACACCGGUGGAGGCGGCAAGCGCGGUAUCGAAACGACUCUUGACGACGAGGACAGGCAGGGCGGAGGAUAUGAGACAUUCGCCACGGAUCGUGAGCGGUACCAGGACAGGGGCAAAUUUGUCCCGUUUCGUGAUCGGGAUACAGUCGCGUAG
Molecule: messenger RNA, 975 nt
Organism: Colletotrichum paranaense
Lineage: Eukaryota; Fungi; Ascomycota; Sordariomycetes; Glomerellales; Glomerellaceae
Product: dual specificity phosphatase
Exons: 1
Coding region: 1-975 (324 amino acids)
Biological process (GO): regulation of ERK1 and ERK2 cascade; negative regulation of SCF-dependent proteasomal ubiquitin-dependent catabolic process; negative regulation of protein binding
Cellular component (GO): cytoplasm; nucleoplasm
Molecular function (GO): F-box domain binding
Source: RefSeq, a predicted model, not a curated record